Kickxella alabastrina is the source of this 736-nucleotide messenger RNA. RefSeq lists its product as uncharacterized. Lineage: Eukaryota; Fungi; Kickxellomycota; Kickxellomycetes; Kickxellales; Kickxellaceae. The coding region runs from base 209 to 679 and encodes 156 amino acids. The record is from RefSeq and is a predicted model, not a curated record. The transcript has a single exon.
UAUUUAUCGGAGUCGCAUAUGUGGGAUUAAUGUUAAGCCGGAUGGAGCCACAUAGUCGAUUCCCAUGGCGCCCACUGGACGAAAAGGCAGACGUUUCCUUGGCCAUCAUUAUGCCUGUAAAUAGAAAGACGGAUUUGAAUUUCUACAACAACAUGUGGGUCGGGAAUACUUGCACACUGUCUGCGACUUUGGCGGGCCAGAAUGCACCAUGGCCUGCAACGCUAAAUCAACAUAUGAUACGCUGGACAAGAAGACCAUUUGCUUUACAAACAUUAUAAAGGAAGAGUACACCGAUACCGAGUUCUUUAUCAAGCUUGAUGACGACGCAUUUGUGGACCGCAACUACGUGCUUGGGCUGGUCAAAAAGUACAAGGGAUACGAGAAACCUAUGUACAUCAGUGACUUCAUUCUCAACCUAGACAACAGAAACCCGUCCCUUAACCAUAGCUACUAUGGCAACGGCAAGUUUUACAUGUUCAACCGGGCCCUUCUCAACUGCAUAGACACUGGAAUUCAGUACGAGGGGAAAAGGAAUGAGGACGCAGUUUUUGGCGCCAUGGUACACAAUGGAUGCGGGCCUGAUGUUUUGAAGGUUCCCGAGGACGACUCUAAGAUCUACCAUAAAACUUACCGAAACAAAAACAAAAGCAUUGAUCUGGCUGCUCUUUCUAAUCAUUAGUUAUUUCUUUUUGGGAGUAGUGGUUUAUUUUUUUAAAAUAUAUUUAUAACUUAAAUA